Messenger RNA from Oryzias melastigma (Indian medaka), 6255 nucleotides. It is a transcript of the gene f5, whose product is annotated as coagulation factor V. Gene Ontology annotation, molecular function: copper ion binding. The transcript is spliced from 25 exons. Lineage: Eukaryota; Metazoa; Chordata; Actinopteri; Beloniformes; Adrianichthyidae. The coding region runs from base 77 to 6208 and encodes 2043 amino acids. The record is from RefSeq and is a predicted model, not a curated record.
GCCGUCCCAGAUAAAGCAGAGAGUGAACCGUUUAGUCAGAUCGCAGCUUCACACUCAGUCAGAAUCGUUCCCAGAGAUGAGGGCUCCCUGGGCCGGAGCUCAUCUGCUGCCUGUCCUGGUUCUUGUAUCAGUUCUACAUGUCAAGGCUGGACAGAAUCCAGCAAAAGAGAGACACUACUACAUUGCUGCUGUGGAAAUUGACUGGAAUUACUCCGGGAAUGUCACAAAGGGGUUUAGUCCCAUCUACAAAAAAGUGGUCUUUCGGGAGUAUGACAAAAACUUCCGAAAGGCUAAGCCUCAUCCGUCAUGGCUAGGCUUACUUGGACCAACGCUGCGGGCUGAGGAGGGAGAGACGAUUGUCGUCACUUUCAGAAACAUGGCCAGUGGUAUAUACAGCCUCCACUCCCACGGCGUGGUUUAUGGGAAACAAUCUGAAGGAGCCAACUACUUUGACAACACGUCGUUAAAAGAAAAGGAAGACGAUUUAGUAUAUCCCAACAAGGAGCACGUUUACUACUGGGAAGUCACGUCAAAAGUUUCUCCUCAGCCGGACGACCCCAACUGCCUCACCUACACCUACUUCUCCCACAAAAAUGUGGUGGAGGACUACAACUCUGGUCUCAUUGGUAUUUUACUCAUCUGCAAGCCAGGCAGUUUAGACGAGUCAGGGAGGCAGGUCGGUGUCCACAAGGAAUACACCUUUCUCUUUGGAGUUUUUGAUGAGAACCACAGCAUGUAUGACCCCAAAGGUUUCUCCCCUGACAACCAUGUCGUAUACACCAUUAAUGGAUACGAUGGGGGAGCCCUGCCUGAUGUCGAUUUUUGCGCUCACGCCCCUGUUAGCCUUCACCUGGUGGGAAUGAGCUCAAACCCUGAAGUGUUUUCAGUCCACAUUAACGGGCAGGUACUGACACAGGAUGGACACAAAGUGUCGUCAGUGGGGCUGAUCAGCGGCUCCUCAGCUACCGUCAGCUUGGUGGCUCCUUACACGGGGCGCUGGCUGCUCUCCUCGCAGAACAUGAGGCAUAUAGAAGCCGGCAUGCACGGCUUUGUGGACAUAAAGAGAUGUGAAGAGUUUAAAGAGCCCAUACGAACCAUGACCAUCGCACAAAAACGACACAGCACGGAGUGGACAUACUACAUAGCUGCAGAGGAGGUCGUCUGGGACUACUCCCCCAAAAUACAGGAACAUAUGGAUGAAGACUUCAAACACCAAUACUUGACACGGUCUUCCACUCGUAUUGGGGCCAAGUACAAGAAGGCAGUGUACACGCUUUACACAAACGAGUCAUUUACUGAAAGAUCGGAGAAUGCACAACUAAAGAAUGAGCUGGGGAUCUUAGGCCCAGUGAUCAGAGCUCAAAUCAGAGAUGUUAUAAAGAUUGUUUUCAAGAACAUGGCAUCCAGGCCCUACAGUAUCUAUCCACAUGGGCUGAUGAUAAAGAAAUCUGAGGAGGGAGUCUACUACCCAGAAGGAGGAAAUCAUUCGCACAUGGUUGAACCAGGUGAAACACACACCUAUGUGUGGAGGGUGCUGGAGGAGAAUGAGCCUCUAGAAGCAGAUUCUCGAUGUCUGACACGGAUGUAUCACAGUGCAGUGAACUCACCGCGUGACAUUGCAUCAGGGCUGAUCGGGCCAAUCCUCAUUUGCAAGAGUCAGUCGCUGAAUGUCAGAAAUGUGCAGCUGAGGGCGGACAAAGAGCAGCAAGCCGUGUUUGCCAUGUUUGAUGAGAACAAGAGUUGGUACUUGGAUGACAACAUUCGACUGUAUUCGGAUUUUUCCAAAGUCAACAAGUUUGACCAAGACUUUUAUAAUUCUAACCUCAUGCACACUAUAAAUGGCUAUGCUUUUGAAAGUGGGCCUGUUCUGGGCUUCUGCAACGGUGAGGUGACAACGUGGCACGUGUCCAGCAUCGGAGCACAGAACCACAUUCAGACAGCCACCUUCUAUGGCCACCCGUUUGAGCUUAAUGGCAGGACGGAGGACUUUCUCAGCCUCUACCCCAUGACUGGAGAGACCAUCUCAAUGAACAUGGACAAUGUUGGUGUCUGGCUUUUGGCUUCCCUGAAUUCCCAUGAAACAACUAAAGGAGUUCGGACCAAGUUUCAAGAUGUUAUGUGCUAUCGCGACUAUGACUACGGUUUUGAAAAUCCAGCUGUAAAUGAGUGGACUCCUCUUAAAAUUGAUGACAUCAAAAAAGAGGAAGAGGAGCCAAAAAUCAAACCAAUAACGGAGGAGACAGAUGAGUUUACCGACAUGUAUGCGGAAUUGUUAAAUCUCCGGUCACUGAAAAAACAGUCAAGUGUCUCAGAUGUGGAGGAGCUGGAUUUGUCUUUUCUCGAUUAUGAUGCCGUUGAUGUAGAUGGGGACCGAGUGGUUGCUUUGCAAAACCAAAGCAUAAGUGACAUUGCAGCCCAUUCACAGAAAAACAUGACUAAGACUUCUGGAUCUUUGGCCAUCCUUCAAACAAAGAACACAACAGGUCUCAAUGAGUACAAAGAAUUGACAAAGAACAGCAGUUUAACUUCAAAUGACAGUAUGUCCAAAGUUGUUUCAAGCCCUGAAACAGUUUCUUUCUCAACAAAUACUACAUUUAACAAAUCUACUGCAAUAUUUCAGAAUGUAUCUUCUAGAGCCACAAAUGUUACCGCACCUUUACAAGCUACGGCAAUUCCAUUACAAGAUACUUCCAAUUCAACGCUAGAUUUACAACGUAAUGCCAGUUUAACCUCAACCACAACAUCACAAAACAUCACCAAUGUAACAGCAGACGCACAAGACAAUCACAAACCAACAACUACAGAAACACAAAAAACUGCCUGUCUAAACACAACAUCACAAGACACAACCCAUCCAACUGAAGCCGUCUUAGACCACCCCAACGCAACUGUUGAGUCGCAAGAAAUGACCAACCUAACCACAGAAUCACCAGUAAAACCACCUGUUAGAUUCCAAAAUAAAACCAAUUUACCUGUAGAAAUAAUGGAAAUUAGUGACAGAGGUAACAAUCUAACCAUGGAGACACAAGAUGGCAUCAAUACGACUCUAGCACUGUCACAAAAUCAAACGUCUUUUUCAGAAAUAGAAACCAUAAGGAUUGAGCUCCUUGGUGAUAACUACCCAGCAGUGGACAAACCAGCAGAACCUGAGGGUCAGAUCACAAGAGGAGAUGUGUUCCUUUAUCAGGUGUCUGAGGCCAACGCAAUGCAACCCAACAGCACUGUGCAGAAUACAACUGUGCUAAAUGAUACAAUGACUGAACCAGUCUAUGACAGCAAACCAGAGCCUGUUAACACGACAACUGCUGGAAUAAAACUUUUGAGUUUUGAAGAAAUAGACAGCAACAGUUCUGCCAUUUACAACUGGACUCUUGAAUCAAUGACUAAUGCCACAAAUAUCAACAAUGACAACUUUACAAUCACAGACCGUCAACUUCAAGAAAAUUCUUCCAAGAUUUUGACUGUUUUAGCGAAUGCAUGCAUUAAGAAUGUGACAUCACAAAACAUCACAGUGAACGCCUCCAGAUCUGAUCCCUCACACGUUAGUGGAUGUAAUGUCACAUCUGACCUGGAAACGUUGUCCAACACCUCUUUAGAGAGUUUACCCAGUGAGAUUCCAGCUUUACUCAAACACUCAUUUUAUGAAGGUGCAGAAAAACUGAGUGUAAAUAUGUCAAGUUCAUCAUCUGAGAUUGAAGAAGUUUUCAUUUAUCUAAAUAAAAACAGUACAGAGGGAAUUCAAACCUUCUCCCUCAAUCCACACGAUCAGAAUUGGACUUAUGAUGGAACUCAUAGCAUAGUGCCUCAGGAGAUUCCUGACCACCUUAUGAAAUACUUCGAUAAAAACGUACUAACAACUACUCCACCUCCAAAAAACCCCAAAAGGAUUCUUCGCAAACAGAUACCCAAGAAAGGUGAAGGAAUGAAGACAAGGAGAAAGAAGGUAUACAAGCCUCAGGAAAGAAGUAGUUUGGGUUUUUCUCCUCGAGGAUUCAGUCCAGAGAUGACCCCUCGAGGGCAUCGACCAAUGACACCACAGCCCGUGUCUAAUGAGGAGGAGCUGGUUAACCAACCCGUUGUUAUUGGAGUGCCUCUGCAUGAUUUCAGUGAUUACCAGCUAUAUAUUCCUGGAAAGGAACCAGAUCAUCUGGACAUCAAUACACAAGACAUAACAGAAAAUGAGUAUGAAUAUGUGAUGUUCAAAGAUCCCUACAGUGACCCCAAAGACAUUAUGAAGAUGAACCUGGAUGAGACCACCAAAUAUUACUUGGAGUUAUCAGGCCCAAAUACCAAGACCUAUUUCAUUGCUGCAGAGGAAGUAGAGUGGGACUAUGCUGGCUAUGGGCAGAGGAGACAAGAAAAAUCCCAACAGUACGGUCCGGUAACAACAUUCACCAAAGUGAUUUUCCGCAGUUAUCUGGAUAGUGACUUUAGCACUCCAGACAUCCGUGGAGAACUCGAUGAGCAUCUCGGUAUCCUGGGACCUGUCAUCAAAGCAGAGGUUGGACAAACCAUCAUGGUGGUUUUUAAAAACAAUGCCAAACGCCCCUACUCCAUUCAUCCAAAUGGGGUUACCUAUACAAAGCUGACCGAGGGCCUGUCCUAUGAGGAUGGCUCCACAAGCUGGUUCAAGUAUGAUAACGAAGUUCUGCCUGGUAAAAACUUCACGUAUGUAUGGAAAGUCAGAGCUGAAGCUGGACCCGGACCAGAAGACCCUGACUGUCGUACCUGGACGUACUACUCUGGAGUUAAUCCUGAAAAAGAUAUCCACUCUGGCUUGAUCGGACCUUUACUGGUGUGCCGAGAAGGAACACUGGACAAACCACAUGACUCGAGAGAGUUCGCUUUGCUCUUCAUGACCUUUGAUGAGUCCCAGAGCUGGUACUACAACAAGAACCUUGAGAUGCUGCAAAGGAAGAGCCGAAAGAGAUUUCUGGAUGCCAGCCACAAGGAGAGCAUCAAGUUCCAUACCAUAAACGGAAUCAUAUACAACCUGAAGGGACUGAGGAUGUAUGCAGAGCAGCUCGUGUACUGGCACCUCAUAAACAUGGGUUCUUCCAGAGACUUUCAGAGCGUUCACUUUCAUGGACAGACUUUCAUCACCAGGAAGACCAAAAGCCACAGACAGGCUGUCUAUCCACUGCUACCUGGGAGCUUUCCAACCCUGGAGAUGUACCCAUCCAAACCUGGCCUGUGGCAGCUGGAGACAGAGAUUGGUUUACCCCAACAGAAGGGCAUGCAGACCCUCUUUCUCGUUCUGGAUAACGACUGCUACCGUCCACUGGGCCUUGAGUCAGGCAGUGUGAAAGACGACCAGAUUACAGCAAUCAACACUAGAGGGUACUGGACGCCCCAUCUUGCCAGAUUGAACAAUAAGGGCAGAUAUAACGCAUGGAGCACAGAGAGCAACAACAGCUGGAUUCAGGUGGACUUCCAGAGGCCGGUUGUAAUCAGCCAGGUGGCGAUUCAGGGCGCUAAACAGUUCCUCCAGUCCCAGUAUGUGACAAAAUUCUCCAUCUCAUACAGCUAUGACAACCACAAAUGGAGCUACUACAAAGGCGACAGCAGCUACUUCUGGAAGGUUUUCCCAGGAAACCAGGAGGCUUAUGAGAGAAAGACAAACACAUUCUCCCCUCCUGUGUUUGGACGAUUCAUUAGGCUCCACCCCACUGAGUGGUACAACGCCGCCACAGUUCGCAUGGAGUUCUAUGGAUGUGAGCUUGAUGGCUGCUCAGUCCCUCUGGGGAUGGAGAGCGGUGAGAUACCGGACCGCAGCAUCUCAGCCAGCUCAAUGGCCUCCAGCUGGUUCGGGGGGGCCUGGACUCCAUCCCUUGCAAGGCUUAACAAACAGGGUACCAUCAAUGCAUGGAGAGCAAAGGAUAACAACAUGAACCAGUGGCUGCAGGUGGAGCUGCCAGAAGUGAAGAAGAUCACGGGUAUUAUAACCCAGGGAGCCACGUCUUUAGGAAAGGAGAUGUACGUCAGCAGUUACACCAUCCAGUACAGUGACAAUGGGGUCCACUGGACACACUACACCGGUAACGAGGAACUUCCUGCCAAGAUAUUCUCUGGAAACACAAACAACAACGACCACGUGAGGAAGUACAUCUACCCACCCAUUUUUUCACGCUUCAUCCGCAUUGUUCCAGACAGAUGGGUGGGUUCCAUCACGAUGAGAAUAGAGCUGCUGGGUUGUGACUUUGAGUGACAUUUUUUAUGAUGAUUGUGCACAAAUAAAGCUAUCCAAAUUUUUGA